UGCCCGGCCUUCUAUGUAAGGUCUCGUCUUCCGCCUCAUCUCGCUGACCAAAUCGUGUUGUCUGGAUUCCAGUAAUCUUUUGACUUGUGUACAAAUUGGGAGAAAGCACACUGCAGGCUUUUCAACAUGCUGGCCACAGUCCGCAAGCAACUCAGAAACCACCCAGCUCUGAUUCCACUCUUCUUCUUCAUUGGAGGCGGCACUGCCAUGUCCAUGCUGUACCUGGCUCGCCUGGGUUUGAAGAACCCGGAUGUCUGCUGGGAUCGCAAGAACAACCCGGAGCCCUGGAACAAGAUGGCCCCGACUGAUCAGUACAAGUUCUUCGCUGUGAACAUGGACUACAGCAAACUGAAGAAGGAAGGUCCCGACUUCUAAACCCGUCUGUCUUCCGGAACAAACGCACACUGAUUGGCCGAUUGCUUUGGACUUCUUCUGGGAUACUGAGGGCUGCAGAGGCGAAACCCGCACAAUGGUUGACACAUAUUUAAUUUGCUCAUCGCAUACUCCCUUUCAGAGCCUGUCUUUGUCGUCUUCCAUUUUGGAUGGCUGUCAAUAAAGUGAAAGGAGUCUUUUCUCCUCCUUACAGAGAAAAGAACCCGUUUGUUUUAUUGGAA
Molecule: messenger RNA, 614 nt
Organism: Doryrhamphus excisus (bluestripe pipefish)
Lineage: Eukaryota; Metazoa; Chordata; Actinopteri; Syngnathiformes; Syngnathidae
Gene: coxfa4a
Product: cytochrome c oxidase associated subunit FA4 a
Cellular component (GO): respiratory chain complex IV
Source: RefSeq, a predicted model, not a curated record